This is a messenger RNA of Pseudovirgaria hyperparasitica, 3548 nucleotides long. RefSeq names its product patatin-domain-containing protein. Lineage: Eukaryota; Fungi; Ascomycota; Dothideomycetes; Acrospermales; Acrospermaceae. The record is from RefSeq and is a predicted model, not a curated record. Gene Ontology annotation, biological process: lipid metabolic process. The transcript is spliced from 3 exons. Bases 429 to 3212 code for a protein of 927 amino acids. Gene Ontology annotation, molecular function: triacylglycerol lipase activity.
ACUCAAUACACAUUCUUACUCCCUCGCAUCUUGAUAAAUGCCAGAUUCAUCCUCCAUGUCUCAGUUCCUCUCUCACCGUCUUUACUACUACCACUAUUACUCUCAUAUUAUUACGCUGUCUGAUCUGCGCCUGGCCUCGCCCGCCUGUUCCCCCACCAAAGUGACGUACACUGUGCAUCUCCCGCGCGUGAUCACCGCCCGCUUUUCAAGCUUCUGCAACUAAAGACGCCUGCUCACCGCGCUAUACUCAAUUCCUUUACUCAAGCAGCGCCAACAACAGAUACCGCUGCCCAGCAGUCUCGAGCCGCUCCGCUUAUACAUAUAGCUGCCCGCGAGUCGAAGGCGGCUACGAGCCUCGCCACCGACUUGCUCUCGCUCGUCCGAUUCCACGUCGGUCCUUGCGUGUCGCGCAUGGCUCCGAGAAACAGAUGUCGUUCCUGCAGAUCCCUGUGUCAAGAUUACACCCGGGGCAUCAAGGCCAUGAGAAGGUGAUUGAUGGGCAAACGCGCGUGGUGAGAAAGAGUCAGAGUCAUGGAGGGCUACUCAACCCGUUGUUACGACUGGCUCAGAAUCCAAGGAGCGCAGUUCAAGAAUUAUGGACUGCUGCCGAGGUCUGCGCUGAAAGCACGGAUGAGCAGACCGCAUUGAGUAUAGACGACGAGAAUCGGAAGCAAUUGCUGCAUGUAAAGUUGAAAGAGGCAAAGACCUACAGCGAAUGGCGCUCCGCUGCUUCGGAACUGGAUAAGCUAGAGGGCAACAAUGCGUGGAAAGAGGAAGAGGUGACUCGCGAAUACAACUACGCACUUGUUAAGAGCCGCCUCCAGCAACUGGAUGAAGCGAGGACGAACUGCGACACCAGGCGUAUGCUGUUCCUGAUACGUACAUCUUUGACUCGUGGACUUGGUGGUAUGGGGAGCUUGCAGCUGUAUAAGCACUCACAUAUCGGAACAAAGACUUUGAUCGAACGCUACAUCGAAUCAACCCUGAACACUCUGACGGCUUUGUUGGAGAUUGCUGCCGCGAAAGGCGACGACGAGGUUGAUCCGAGGCAUCUCCUCGACCAGAUUCUACAGGCCAGACAGUCGUUUGGCCGCAGCGCACUUCUGCUCUCUGGUGGCGGUACUUUUGGAAUGAAUCAUGUUGGCGUGGUCAAGACGUUGUGGGAAGCAAAACUACUACCAAGAAUCAUAUCCGGGGCAUCUGCUGGCAGCAUUGUGGCGGCUAUUCUAUGCUCAAGAACCGAUGAAGAACUCCCAAGCGUUAUUGACGAGUUCUGCUAUGGCGAAAUGGACGUUUUCGAGAGAGAGGGCGAAGAGGACGGCAUCUUCCGGAAACUAUCUAGAUUCUUGAAGCAUGGCUCCCUUUUCGACAUUGGUAAUCUCAUCAGGGUGAUGAAGAACCUCCUGGGAGACCUGACGUUCCAAGAAGCAUACAACAGGACGAGAAGGAUUCUCAACAUUCCGGUAUCGACGGCUAGUGUGUACGAGCUACCACGGCUCCUCAACUACAUUACAGCGCCUAACGUCAUAAUAUGGUCCGCCGUCGCCGCGUCAUGCUCCGUACCCCUCGUCUUCUCCGCCGCAUCCCUCCUCUCGAAAGACCCCAGGACAGGCCUUGAGGUUCCAUGGAACCCUUCGCCAGGCCGCUGGAUCGACGGCUCCGUCGACAAUGACCUCCCCAUGACUCGCCUCGCCGAAAUGUUCAACGUCAACCACUUUAUUGUGUCCCAAGUAAAUCCGCAUGUCGUUCCCUUUGUCAACAAUGAAGCAUCCUCCUCCAUCGCCGCCGCAAUCACCACUGGGCCGUCCUGGCUUAAUAGCAUGGCUAAUCUGGCCAAAGACGAAGCCUUGCACCGCAUGCACGUCCUUACCGAGAUGGGCGUCUUUCCAAACUACUUUACAAAGAUCCGAUCCGUGCUAAGCCAGCGCUAUGCCGGCGACAUUACCAUAUUCCCCGAGAUCGACUUUGCGCAGGUCCCACAGGUGCUUGCGAACCCAACGACGGAGUUCAUGCUCGCUGCUCUCCUCGGAGGGGAGAAGGCGACGUGGCCGAAGUUGGCUCGUGUCCAGAAUCAUUGCGCGAUUGAACUCGCGCUGGAUGCAGCAGUGCGCAGUCUGCGUGCUCGGGUCGCGUUCAGUCCUAGUCAGGUUGAUCUGAGACAGAGUCUGCAUGGAUACAUGCGACCGGCGCUGCAGAGUUCUAGUAGCCAUAUACACAAACGCGAGAUCAAGAGGCGUAUGUUGCCGGUCAUCGUAACGCCUGCUGGGCCUGACGCGUUAGCACCUUUGACGACGCUGUCCACAGCCAAAGUCCCCCAUCUCGCCGAGCCGGCAGCACCUGGACUGCGAAGAAACCGCGCCAACCAAUCAAUCCGACGACUCUCGCCGUCUCGCAGGAGCUUCCAUCUGCAGCCAAGUAGCCCGGAGGAUGGACUCGUUUCCUCAUCACACGAUGACGACGACGAUACCGGACCCUCGCCAUUCGACGACUACGACGAUUACGACGACGACGAGAUGCCCGACUCCGAAUCCUCGUCGACAGAAUCGCCUCCCGCCUCUCCUCUCCACCACCACCACAACGACACACAUCUCUGGCCACCACCACCACCAUCAUCGUCAUCGAGUCGCAGCCGCCACCUCUUCCCCUCUGCCAGCCAGCCCACAACCCCGCUGCUCCCACCGUCGCGCUCGUCAUUUGGCCUCGGAAGUCCGCUCGCCAUGACAAAAGCCAGUUCCACACAUCUACAUUCUCAUCAGAAUCAGAACCAGCUCCACACACCGAUAACACCCCCACCGUGCGCAAGCCCAUCGGCAGCCGAGCUGCGGUACAAACGCCUGUUCCACGACACCCCGGACCCAAGCCAUGCAGACGUAAUAGACAAUGGUGACGCAGACACGAACGUCGAAGCAGCAGCCAUCCUGGCAGACGCCAAGAAACCACCGAAAAGUAAAUCCGCAGCUGCCUCCUCCUCUCGACCAGGUAGCAGACCAGGUAGCAGACCGCAUAGUCGGCGGGGCAGUGUAUCGCAGCAGUCUGGGGGGCCGCAACAGCAGCAGCAGCAGCACAUUGGGAACAUGAAGAUGAUGCAGUUGGACAUUUCGGGCACGCGGGGCAUGAUGUUGCGGCGGAGACGGAGUGGGCUUUUUGGGUCCGGGUUGGGUUCUGGAUUGGGGUUGGGGUUGGGUAUAAAGGAGAAUGGAAAGGAUGGAUAGAUGAUCCAAGUCGUGGACUGGAGUGGUGGUCUAUGGACUUGGAUGGUAUGAUGAAGGUGAAGAUGAUGAAGAAGAUGACGAUGAUGAUGGUUGUUGGCAUGAUUGAUACCCCCCCGUUCGUUUUUGUUACAAGUCAGGCAUGCGACGCACUUUUCGGUGCAUUUCAUUUUGUCAAAAGGUAGACAUUACUCGGCCACGAGCAUGCAUUUGUUUUUUUAAGCGCAUCGAGGUAGUGGUUAGUCUGAGAUUACAUCAUCAUUAGAAGAUAUAGGGAAGGAGCAUCCAUGCAUAUAGAUGAGACGGCACCAUCAACCACAGGCACUUUUAGCAGCAGCA